Molecule: messenger RNA, 792 nt
Organism: Gilbertella persicaria
Lineage: Eukaryota; Fungi; Mucoromycota; Mucoromycetes; Mucorales; Choanephoraceae
Product: nucleophile aminohydrolase
Exons: 5
Coding region: 1-792 (263 amino acids)
Cellular component (GO): proteasome core complex
Source: RefSeq, a predicted model, not a curated record
AUGGACCAUUUUCCUUCUCACUGGGGCAAGCCUCGCUCUGAAAACGUUGAUGCCUAUAACACGGUGCCUUUGUAUCAAUCUGUUCCUGACCACUUAAGUCAAUCUGCUCAUGGACCUACCACUCACACUCAAGCACCUAUUGUUACAGGUACUUCAGUGCUUGCUUUUAAAUAUAGAGACGGCAUCAUGAUGGCUGCAGACAUGCUCGGUUCAUAUGGUUCCUUGGCUCGUUUCCGUGAUAUCAAACGAUUGUACCCUGCUGGUGAACAUACUGUAGUUGGUGCCUCUGGAGAUAUUUCAGACUAUCAAUACAUUCAACACCUUUUGGACUCUGUCAUGGUGAAAGAACAUUGCGCUGAUGAUGGACAUGUUUUAGGUACUCCACACAUCUACGAGUAUUUGUGGAGAGUUAUGUACAACAGAAGAUCUAAAUUCAAUCCUCUUUGGAAUGCUUUGGUUGUUGGUGGAGUGCACAAGGGCGAAAAGUUCCUGGGUUAUGUUGAUUUAAGAGGCACAACUUAUCAAUCAACAACAAUUGCUACAGGAUUUGGCUCACAUUUAGCACAACCUAUUUUGAGAAAGAAGGUUGAAGGAAGAGAGGAUGAAUUGACAGAGGAAGAAGCUAUUGAGAUAAUGAAUGAAUGUUUACGUGUCUUGUUCUAUAGAGAUGCUAGAUCCAUGAAUAAGUUUCAAAGAGCAAAGAUUACUGAACAUGGUUUAGAAAUCACUGAGCCUUAUUCAUUGGAUACUGAAUGGGCUUUUGCAGAAAACAUUCGUGGUUAUGGUGCUUAG